Messenger RNA from Penicillium brasilianum, 1101 nucleotides. NCBI's taxonomy places the organism in Eukaryota, Fungi, Ascomycota, Eurotiomycetes, Eurotiales, Aspergillaceae. The record is from the annotation of a GenBank genome assembly.
AUGGACGCAAGCUCGCUCCCAGACUUCAAGAUCCUCUCCCACCCAAUGAAAUGGGAUGGUAUUGAGUUUGAUCAACAAUCCUCUCUGUCGACAGACGAGGAUCUCACGCUCAACGCGACCUCGUCGUGGACAUACUGCGGGCCCCUCCUCCCCCUAAACGCAGAGAGCCUACCCUCCUCAUUCCACACUUGGGCCCAAGCCACCGUCAACGGCUCAAUCGUGAGCCCAUUAUUCUCCUUCCUAGACUUCGUCCAUGAAUUCCUCACAGCCAACAACGUAUCAACAUACUGGCUCACGAUACGCGCAAGCCAAGGCUCCGACGAAUUCGACACGCCACGCUGGCACACGGAUGAUCUAUUCUUCUCCCCAGGACCUCCCAACGGCCCCCAAUCCCAUUCCCAAGCCAAGCACCGGCGCCGCCGCUCUCUACUCCCAUCCUUCUCAAAUGCUACCAAAUUCCACAGGCGGACAUCAUCAUCUCUCUCGCAAUUCGGGAGGCACAGCAAUGACAACCGAUCAUCUAUGACGUUUGGCUCCGCAACGACACAACAGCCCGCUCCUCCCUCUGUCCAAAUCACCAGUUCCUCACCAAACCCUACAAACUGGAAACUCACCACCACCCUCCUCGGCCCCGGAACGCUCUUCAUCGCGCCCCAUCUCAACGCACAAGCUCGCACCCUCCAACGAAGCACCAAAAUGACCUUCCGAUCCGCACACCCCGAUCACAUCUGCGUCUCCAUCCGAUGCGUAGGCUGUGCUUCAGCCGCGGAGUCGGUACGCGCUACACUCGCGGCGCAACUAGGCGGGUAUCGCAAAGCUGGUGGUACAUGCGGCGGUGGGCUUGAGGAUGAGAGGGAGGGUGUGGUUCAGGCGCGUCGGGGCGAAUGUGUAUUCUUCCGUGUGGGUGAGGAUGAAGGGGCGGUGCAUUCGGAGCCAAUGUCUCAUGGGGAUCGGAUUUUUGUGAAUGUUGUGCCGGGGUGCGAGGAGGAUUUGAGGUGUUUGAUGGCCAAGUGGGGGAUGGAGUAUCCGCGGGCUUGGUGUGUGGGUUUACCGUUUCAGGGGGUCGAGGGGGGUUGUUGGAGGAAUGUUGGUGAGAUUUGA